UAUGAUACUAAGAGAGCAAGUGAUUGAAGCAAUAGGAAUCUUCACAAACGCACCGAGUUUUCUUUACGACAUCAGGGCGUACAUUGCGAGGAAUAUAGGACUCUUGGUUCUUCAAACGCAUCCCAAGUACCAGACAUGGCCGCUUGAGAAGAUCCAGCGCCGCUUGGACUCGUUCCUGAUGCCCAACCUGGAGAUAGCGACCAAGUUCAUACUGACGCCCGACAUCCACGACGCCAUUCUGAUCCAGGGCGUCGCUAUCGAUAGCGAGACGCAGGAGUACCUGGUCGGACCCCUGUACGUGCGUCGCACCACUUGCAGGCUCAGCUUCCCUGGAAUCUUUCACCACCGGGUGAGGCCAGUGGUGAUAGUGAUGGCCGACAAGCGCUAUCGCUUGCCAGCCGAGAUUGACUGGCUGCAGCCAACCGAAGGCGGCGAUAAAAACUACGACGAGUACAUGAACCAGGAGUUCGGACAGGAGCAGAUGUACAUCCAGGAGGACUACUGACCUGCUCCGAAUGGUUCGCCCGUUAGAAGCCGGCGUCAUCUGCGCCUUCGUGAAGCGCCUGUAAAUAACGUUUAGUAAAAAUGUACACCGCGGAAAUUCGCGAAACGAAACGUCGGCGGUUACCCCCGAAGGUGAUUUUUUUUUUA
Molecule: messenger RNA, 651 nt
Organism: Dermacentor albipictus
Lineage: Eukaryota; Metazoa; Arthropoda; Arachnida; Ixodida; Ixodidae
Source: RefSeq, a predicted model, not a curated record